This is a messenger RNA of Pocillopora meandrina, 41894 nucleotides long. The record is from the annotation of a GenBank genome assembly. Lineage: Eukaryota; Metazoa; Cnidaria; Anthozoa; Scleractinia; Pocilloporidae.
AUGGCGAACAAGUCGCUUUUCUUCGUCACCUUUACUUUGCUGUUUUGGACAAUCAGAUGCAGUUACUCUACUAACACGACCGAUCUCUACAUCGGGGGAUUUUUUGGUGUCAAUAUUAAAAAAGGCGCUUGGAGUUCAGCCGCCCUUAUUCCAAUCUUAGAAAUGGCACUGGAGCACGUGAAUAACGACCCACGCAUUUUAGUGGGCUAUCAGCUGAAAUAUGUGUGGAACGAUUCCAAGGUAUGUAGGGAUAAAAAAGGGACAAAAGUUCGAAUGUAAAAUAUUUACAAUCUGGUAAAAUUUGGUAUAGACUUAGUUACCCGUUGAAAAUUCAAAAACACUUGGCCAUAUUAUCUCUAUGUUAUGUCCAGGAGUUUAACAUUGUGAAAGCUGAAUAAUAAGUUGUGUAGAGCUCAAAAGAAACAUACACAAUUUAGACUAAAACCGCGGAAAAUCGGAGACUGUUUUUUUUUCAAUUUGAUUAUUUGCUCAUUAAUUUUUGUUCAACAAAAAGUGCUUGCCAGUCGUAAAAUAGCAGUAAAAACGUUUUUCUCAUGAAAAUUGCGGAAACAAACCUCUCGAAGGGUUCGAAAUCUUUCAACCUUAAGAAGAACCAAGAAGUAGACACUUGUUGCGAUACGGCACCAAUUUUUAAUCUCACAUUUAACGAUUAGCGUAAUUUUCGUAGUGUGAGAGUGGAUCAGGCAUAAGAGCAAUGCUGCGAAUGAUUGACACUCCUCCACACAAGAUUGUUUUCCUGGGUCCCGGAUGUUCUGUAGCAACAGUACCUGUUGCAGAAGCCGCCCCUUAUUGGCAGGCAGUGCAGGUAAAUAGUAGUAAUGUGUUUUUUUUCGUUGGCUAAUACAACCCGUAGAAAAAUUUCCCUUCAUUUACCAUUAUUUAACUUGGGAAGAAAGAGAAAUACAGUUCACGCCUCCAAAAUAUUCACUAAAUAACUACUCAACUUCAUUAAAUUUUUCAAUACAUAUAGAUUUAAUUCUAUAUCAACCUUUCUUCGUAAAUGGAAGAAAGGUGAUUAAAUAAAAUAGGAUCUAGAGUUGUAUUGAGGAUGUGCAUUAGCAAACCAGAAAUUAUUUUAAAUUUGUUUUUUUCUCAGAUUGGGUACAGCACGUCAUCGCCACAAUUUUCAGACAAGGAGAAGUUUCCUUUGUACUUUAGAACGAGCACCUCUGAAACAAUGGAAAACCCGUCUAGAGUUGCACUUUUAAGACAUUUUAAGUGGAAAAAAGUCGGCCUCAUAGUACAAAACUUGGAUAUUUACGUACUGGUGAGACAUAUGUAGUACCAAUAUUUCUUUAACUCUUUAAUGGACGUUAAUACGUAGCCAUUUCACAAUUUGCAAAUAGCUUUAAAUAACUAAUCCUUCCUUACAACCCACCUAUUCAUGUUUGCUUAUGUUACUGGUACUUUACGUUACGUGUUGCAAAAUCACAAUCAAGACAGUUAUCACACAAUAACCCCCUUUUUUGCGUGUUCUUCGGUUAUUUCCUUCGAAUUUAAGCAAAAUUUCACAUUUGCCCUGGGAGCUUAACUUCUCGGCCAAAUUUACAUUUUUCAGACAGUCUCUCAGCCACGGAUAUUAUCAGCUGACGUACCAAGUGCCCGAAGGGCUUUAUUCACCAAAUGUACAGAAUGAUAAGAACUACUUAUCGAUUUUCUUUGUUAAAAUUAUUCAUUGGUGGUUAUUUUCAUUACUUAACAGACCAAAGAGGCACUUCUUCCAAUGUUGGAGGAAUCAAACAUUACCAUAAUCGCAGCAGAGAGCUUCAAAAAUGAUCCAUCUUCAGCAGUCAAGUAUUUACUCAAGGUAAAAUAGAACCGAAAUUGUCACGGUUCACGCAGAGCUCAAAGAGCAUCUCUCCUUUAAGAAAGGGUUGACGUCGAGGGGUGGAAGGUUGAUAUCGCAACAACAAAAGAGAAUCCUGUGUCGCAUUGUAGGCGAGUUCAGCUAUUGUGCUUGCUCUCGCCAUGAUAAUGAAUCUAAUCUCCCACUCAUUAGUUGAAUUCAUGUUGAGUUUAGGAGAGAGAUGCGAGAAUCAUAAUUGGUCUGAUGUACGAGGACAUGUUCAGGAAAGCUAUGUGCACGGUAAGUUACAAACACUAAAUUAAAUAAUUUUCCUUGCUUUUAUCACUUUAAAACGCCUCACGUGUUCUUUUGAAAUAUUUUGAGUAGAAAGCCCUAAAUAGGCGCGAAAAUCAAAAUAAAAAAGGCACCUGACUUAGAUUUCAAAACUUCUACCUUAAAUGAAUCCGUCGCAUAACGUACGUUUCACUUUUUCAGCGGUAACAUCAUUGCCUUUGCUCUGCAGGGGACAUCAAAAGAUUCUUUUCGAAUGCUUUUAUUUCAUGAUUUAUUUUUAAAAUUUCCAAGGCCUACAAGGAAGAAGUAUAUGGCAGAAAAUACGUGUGGAUCAUAGUUGGCUGGUACAACGAGGACUGGUGGACAAAAACAGACGUGGAAUGCGAAGGGGAACAGAUGUUAGAGGCUGCGGGUAGUUUGAUAGAAACUCUACCCUUAUCUAUUAGUGCUUCACAAGAACCCACAAUAUCAAACAGGGUAUGUUGGUUGGAAAUGCUUUUGAGUCACAACCACUUAUUUUUUUUAUUUUUUUUAACAGCUUUAUUGACCAUUACACAUGUUACAUACAGCAAAUUAAACAGCCAAGAAAAAAAAAUGAAAUAUAUGUGCAAAGUGAUUUAAAGUGAUAAGGUCAAAAGGGAAGGUGCGAACGGGACGCAAGGACCCAUGCAAGGCACCUCCCAUGGUACAAAUAAUAAUUAAAACACGAUCGACCAAAAGACGCCAAAUUUAAAAGACGCUAAAAAACUAGGGAUGGCAGGGGCAGGAUCGUACAAUUGACCAGGUACAGGGAUAGGAUAUGUCAAAGUGAUUGUGCAAAAGGUGAAAAAUGUGCUCAGUAACAAAGUUGCGGAAGGAAGCAGUAGUUGAAAAACUGGUAGGGGUGAAAAUUUACAGAUAUAGUUCCAGAGCUUAACAAUACGAUUAAAGUAAGAGGCCUGAAAAGUGCUAGUUUUACAUACAGGAGUUUUAAGAUUAUAAGAAUUACUUAGUCUGGUUCGGCCGUGAGAAACAGGAGAAACAAAAUCAUAAACAUUGAGAUCAGUAAAACCUUUCCGACAUUUGUAAAAAAAAAAAAAGAUCUUUGAGUUCGCGGUCAAAUGUCAGAGGAAGAGGUUUCAAAGUUAAAAGUCUGUCUCUGUAUGACAUCAUGCCUACACGUUGUUUGAGGAUCCACCUUGUGGCCCUCCUUUGAACCCUUUCAAUUUGAGUUUUUAAUGCACUUAAUGAUAGAUAGGAAGCUAACAGCCAAAACUUCAUUAAAUCAGAUAGCAAUAUUAUUGAAAAAAAUGAGUUAAGCGUUUUUGCAAUUUUUUUUUGAGAAAAAUCAGACCAUUACUAUAACUGCUUUCGAUGUACUUUCCACCAAGUGACGACGUAAACAAAACAAGAACUCCUUAAUUUAUUCAUAAAUAUCAAAGAGAAUUAUACAAAGCCUAAAAAAUGAACCUAUAGACCUCAGGGUAAAAACAAUAUCGUUGAAGUUAUCGUCAAAGCGUUUUAAGCAGAGGCUAAUUGUAAGUACUUUCCCUUUAUGAUGUGUCCCGGCAAAACUGUCUAAGCUUAUCAGAGAAAAUCCUAAACUAGAUAGAAAUAAGAGAUGUCGUAAGUUUUGAGCUCGAUAAAGAAAUGAAGAAAGAUGUUUUUCGUCUUUUCACGAGCGUGGAACAGAGAACAAACCGAGCUCAAAACUUACCAUCUCUCUUAUUUCUAUCUACAAACAUUACGCUAUCGACAUUGCUAAUCCUAGCAGUAUGCAGGACGCGUGUCAUAUGAACUUUGUAAUAGACCUCGCUCACCGUGGAGUCUCUGUGGCUCAGUGGUAGAGCAUCGGAGCGCGGAAUGCGAAGGUCUGAGGUUCGAUUCCUCAUGGGGACUCAGAAUUUUUUCUUUGUUCCACGCUCGUGAUAAGACGAAGAACAUCUUUCUUCGAUCUUAAACUAUCCAAAGGUUUGUAUCUGAGAAAAAAAAGUUUCAAAUUUCUUUUGCUUCUUUCAGACUGCUGCUGAACUGAAAACAGAUUACGAGGACAGACUUAAAAAGCUUAACUUCACUUACAACAUGUAUGCAGCCUUUACGUAUGACGCCGCUUGGAGUAUUGCCCUUAUGUUGAAUAAGUCCAUUCCUCUGCUUCGAGAAAAGAACAAAACCUUGGAAACGCUGAAAUAUGGCGAUAAAGAAGCAGCUGAGAUCAUGAGAGAUCUUCUGUUCCGUACAGACUUCUGGGGAAUGUCGGUGCGUACUCUAAGUCCUGCUAUCGCUUUAUUCCAUAAACUAUGUUGUUAACAUUUAAUAAUAACCGUAUGAGAUUGAGGAAAAUGUAGCGAUUGGCCAUAAAAAAAAUGGCAUUCUCAGCUAACCAAAGUAAAAAGAAUUACGAAUGCACGAUCACUGUUUAUAGAUCAUGCGUAGGGCUCUCGACCGAUGAGGCAGAAGAAAAAGAUUUACAAAGAACCAUAAACGUAGAUAUUCAAACGGAGUCUGAGUUUUUACGUCUGUGUUGCACUCUUAUUCCUUCUCAAUAUUCCCGGUGGAAUCUGGAUUUUCGUGAAGGGGUUUCGAGAAAAUCUCUAGCCGGAGUAAACAAGUUGUGCCUACUCUCAUUCCCAUUUAGGAGUUUAGUUCCUUAUAAAUGAAAAUUAAUAGGUUUUUAGGAAAUUUGCCCAAGGACGAUUUGCAUGGAAAACAUCUCACAACCAGUCUUCUAAACUUCAGAAUUUAGUGAGUAGGGAGAAAGGAAAUCAUUAUCAAAUAGUUAAGCAUUACAAUGCAAAAGCUUCCACAAUUCUGGCAGGGCCGAUUUGCAUUACAUUACACCUUUCCAGGGUCAUGUGACGUUCGACCGAAAGUAUGACAGAGAGACGGUGGUGCAAAUUUCUCAAAAUAUACGUAAGUUGGAAAAAAAUGAUGGUUAAUCUACAGCAUAAUUAAUUCAACUAAUAAGGACAUUUUCAUUGAAAUAACCUGAGGUUAAACUUUAAAUCGGACUGGCGUAUUUCCAACUAGCUUUUUCAACUCAGACAUUGAUUGGGUCAUGAUUACUUGAGGUCUCAAAGCGAUAUGAUAUGCUGAUCCCUAAAUUGUGACCUUCUUUUUUUUUAGUCGCCGUCGUUAAAAAUUGAAAUUGAAUUUCUCUUCCCUAAGAAGCCUGUUGGCGGUCGUGAUACGCCAAGCUUUAGAAAGCUCUGGACUACGAGAGAAGAGCUCAUGAUGACGUCGUGAGCUGAAAAUUUACUCAAAGCCUCGUUUAUUUCACAUUUUUUCGAAUGCUUGCCUUAUAGCUCACCCGAUUACAACUUUCAUUUGGAUACUCUUUCGGUCUCAGUGUUUUGGGUGAACUCAUGAAUAAAUGGAACUAUUUUUCACCUUGAAAGAAAGACAUGUAGGCAUAUUUGGGUAUUUUAAUGGGAACAUGCGUUGCGUUUAUUACAAACAUUGCCAAAGUUAGACCUUUAAUUUCUAGAUGUUCGAUUUUCAGCUGUAGGCCCUCCUUUCUUGCCCGUAGCAAGGUGACGCAGCCGUUGAGCCCGUUCUCCUUGCCAAGUCGUUGGAGGACACAGACUACAGCCUCUCAAAACGCUCGUUAACGUAGCCACGAAUGAGUGCUACAGCGUAUUUGGAAAUUUCUCGCUUAACUUCAGCGCGCGAUAGGGUUGAUAAGGAAAAAUAAGACUAUAAAGUGGGAUAAAUACUAAUAAUAUCUAUGUGAUGCACAGGGGGAAAAAGGAAAAGUGUUGCCAUGUUGGAUAUCCGUAACGGAUCAUUAAUUCUCCUUAACGACAGUUUUGAAUGGGAAGGUAAGUUUACCAAGGAACUAACAGGUGUAGCUUGACUAUCUAAGAAAAUUCAGUCACGAAACCUGUCGAUAGACGGUCUUAACAGAUCUGGUACAAGUGGCCAUUUAAUAAGCGCCAAAUGUCAAAAGGAGCAUAUUAUUUCGUUUCCAAAUGUACUCGCUCUAUUCGGGAGGUUUUCAAAUUGACGGAAUAGACUUCUUUCUCCAACUUCUCUCGAUAACUGCGCCUUGAUAGGUAAAUCCUUUUUCAUCCAACAGAAGACUGGUCUGCCACAUAGCAUAAAAUUAGCAUUAGCUGAUGGUCAGCCUUAUAAGAUGAGAAUAGCGAUAAGCCUUGUGUAUACAUAUUCAUCAGUUUUAGUUAAAAAUUAUGAUCAGAUUCCUCCAUGGGAAAGAAAAACCCUCAAAAAUGUGCCCCAGUCCCAACGUGUGGCUUCGUAACUCAGUUGGUUAAAGCGUCCAGCCUCAGCACGGGUCGGAAAUCCGUCCGGGCCUGAACUUUUUCAGGUCUCUUUCCUGUAAUUGCUUAAAUUGCAGCUCAGUUACGAGUAUCAUUGCUUGACUUGAUUAUAUACAUGUUUUUUUUUUGUUCAAAGGCGGCCGAAUACCAGGAGAUGGUGUCACAGUUAUCCAAAAAGUGUUCCAAGAAAGACCCGGGACAACAGUGACCUUUUACGUGUUGGCUUGUGCUGGAAUACUGUUCUGUUUGCUUUGUUUACUACUUAACUUCGUUUAUCGAAAGCAUAGGUACUAAUGGAAACACGGUAUUCUUUGUUAUUAUUUUUUGUUUGCUUUGAUAGUAUCCUUGGCAUUAUGAGUCAUGUUCUUAAAACGUUAUCUGUUGUUGGUUAUCUUUGUCAGGUUCAUAAAAAUGUCAUCUCCAAAGUUCAACAAUAUCACUGUCGUUGGAUGUCUAUUGUCAUAUACUGAAGUGUUUUUAUCAGCUUACAGUAACUCUUCAUCGGCAGAAUACAAUACCUCACUAUGCUACGUAAGAAUACUUCGGUUUUCUUUGUUUUAAAACUUAUCAAUGCUCAUUAACAAUUCUUAAAGAGCCUUGUGCUUUUCACUGUCUAGAUGUUUAAGGGUAAGCAGUAAAAGGUAAAGUCUGAAAAUGGUACCGAGUUUGUUGCAGUUACUUCGCAAUAAAACAUUCUAAAACUCCUUAAUCGAUAGUCUGAGAAGAGUUUUACCGCAAAACAAAAGUUACAUUGGAAGCUUAACUUCCUCUCCGAAUUCACAUCAAUUUUGAAACCUAAUCCAGGAAGCGAUACUGUAACAAAAUAUGACCAUGUCCAGCUUUUCAUUUUGCACUCCAUCAUUUCCAUUAUGGAAAUUUAUACAUUCUGUUUCGGGCAAAAAUGGCUUUAACCGGUAAAAAUUAAUAUACCACGUCAUAAUUCAUUUCUUUGAUAGUUCUAAAAAUGUUCUUUUACAUGUACGUCGCCUUCGAUUUCUACUUUCGAUUUUCACAUUUAAUCAAUGAGAUGAACCUUACUUGAUCGUCUCUGUUUAGAUAAAUGCUUGGCUACUCUCUACUGGUUUCACCCUGGCAUUUGGGGGAAUCUUUGUCAAGACUUGGAGAGUUUACAAAAUAUUUACAAACAACCAGAUGAAAAGAGAGGUAAGUAAAAAUUGCACAUUUGAAAUGUAGCGAGCAAUUUAUAUCUCACCAUUUUCUAUUCCGUCUAACCAGUUUCGCCCCAUCCAUUUUCUCAGCAGCAAUUCUGAUAUCCACUUGGGCCCUGCUAUGAAAGAAUAGCUAACCUAUCUCCUCAAUUUUGUAAUUAAUAAACAAGGAAAACCUAAUUAACAGCAAGAAAAGCAAUUGUAAUGCUGAUUGUGAAGAUGAGAGAUCUUAAGGGAGGAACUUUGACCAGGUGGAUGGCCUUUGGAUUGCCAUUUGCGUUUCAAUAUCGAAUAACUGAUAAUAGGUGAAGAGAAGAGGCACUUGAAAUGUCACAUCCAAAGUGAAUCACAGAGCUCCGGUUUGUUCGCUUCAUGAGAACCUCACUUAAAUGUAGAACGCCUAGUUAAGUCACAUUUUCAAUGUUAUUGGUCAUUUUUUUUUCAAUCUUAUCUUCUCUACAGCUUGGAAAGCUUAGUAACAUCAGUCUUUUCUUGAGGUUAUGUGCUUGUUGGUUUAUAGACGUUAUAAUUUUGUCAACUUGGGCAGCUAUUGAUCCACUUACGAAACAACUCAAGAUGAUCGACGAGGAGGUAGAUACGUAAUUUUUGCAUUUAUCUUUCUGUCUAUCUCUUUCACAAGAGCAUUUUUUUUCUCUUGAUCGCUCGUGGAAAGGGCUCUGGUCCAUUUAUUAAUCUAAAGCUUCUACACUUUCUUCCACAGGCUGAAGAUAAUGACGAUGAUGUUACGGAGGAGCUGCUGAUUCAUCAAUGCACUUCUAAGCAUUACGUGACGUGGAUGAUGUCGAUCUGCGGAUUCAAAGGGAUUCUAUUGAUUUUUGGUGUUUUCCUGGCCUGGGAGACAAGAAAUGUUACCUAUCCUUCACUGAACGACUCCAAGAACAUCGGUUUAGCAGUCUACAAUGUAUUCAUGUUUUCGUGCUUAGCUAUUGUGACUGAAUUCGUGGUGACCUAUCCACCUCUUCAAAUUUUGGUUGUAAGAUGUAUCGUCUUCGUUGGGACCACGUCGACAAUUUCUUUGUUAUUUGUUCCAAAAGUAAGAGUUUGACUUAUUUUUUUACAAUCCUAUUCUCAGUUUGCUUUAUCGUAAAUUAAGUCUCAGAGUUAAAUCUCUUAUCAUAAUGAAUCGAUUUUAUUUGUGAGAUGUUGUCUGGGAGAUAGAGGGGUUAGCGAACUGUUCAAGAAAAGUGCAUGAAAACAUCUUCAUCUACAUCAAAAAGAACGAUAAAUGGUCUUGACUACAUCCUGCAAGGAGGAAUAUGCUCCAAUCUUCAGGCGAGGUGGAAUCAUGCUCGAAAUUAUCCUCACUGUUGAUGCUCUAAAGGGGCAUUUUGAAUGUAACCCAGGGUGCCUUGAAACAAUUAAAUCCAAGGUAUGACGAAAAUUAAAAGUGAUACCAAAUCGAUUUGCAGUGACUUGAAACUAUUUUGUUUGUUGGGUGUCCAGUGAAAGAUUUUGUGUUCUUUUACGGACUGUAAAAUGACAUCUGGCGAUUUUGUAUAGGAUGUUUUGCAAACACCAUCGGCAUUCUGAAAAUCAAACCCACUAGAGAAUUGGGACUGAACAAAGAACGGAUAUAAGACUGAAAAUAUGUUAAAACGAUAGACAGGCUCUUAUCAUGCGAUUAAAUUGUCGUUGUUGUUGUUUUAUGUUUUCACAGAUUCUACGCUUAGGGAAAAAAAUCAGAUAGAUUCAAUGUCUGUCACAGAACCAAGCCGGAGUGAGUUUGAAACACGCGGGGCGACUAAUUCUGAAAUGCGAAUAGAGACGUACAAGAGCAAAAGCUAGAUCUCGCGCUAGAUCUCCUAAAGGACUCCUAAAGAUCUCCGACGAAGGGAAAUCAUCAGUGGAUGGUUAAAGUGCAAUUUUCAUGAGCCAAACUUGAAAACUUAAAUUAAGUAUAUAAAAUGUUCGACGUCUAAAUGGAUCAAGAACGGUUUCUUCAUUCAGGAAUGGUUCGACAGCUCUUCCCGCCUCACUUGUGUCGAACCAAAUUAAAAAAUCAAUCUACACUAUUUGAAAGAAGUUCUCCAGGAUCAAUAACGAGAACAGCUGCGCCGACCGAUCAAAUUCGACGCUUGAAUCAGCAAGUCAAAGCACUUCUUUUCGAGCUUGAGUUGGUCCAAAUUCGAAUAACCUUCGUCUCAUGAAAAGUUCGGCAUCCGAACUGAAUGUCAUCGAGCAAGGCUGAGGAUAAUUUGAAAAUAUUUAACAGUUAUCUUCGUGUAGUAAGAACAACUGCUCAGACAUCACCUCUUCUCAGCUGAAGAUAAGACAUACGAAACGAAGUUGAUAAGCAAUUUCGAUGUUGAUGGUAGAGUUUCAAAUGAGCUCUUUCAUGAAAAUAAUCGGGAUCUUUCAAUUUUAAAGCAGGAAAAAUUUCGAGAGCCGCUACCAGACAUCACUCCGUCUCUACAUCUGACUCUACCCACACUGAUGCAUUCCUUUUUGCCUAGGGCUGAUUUUUCAGUAAUUCUCACCAUCUCAAUUUUUUAAUUCUGUACAAGAAUUUUCCUAAAUGUAUAAUUUGUAUGCACUGUGCAAAUUUUACGAUAACAACAUCAUCUUCAACAAAAUCAUAUAAAAAUAUACAUAAAAAUCAAUAAACAUAUAACAAUUUUUAUUAUUAAACUCUUAUUCUAUUAAAAGGCAAUUACAUCUGAAAGGAUGCACGAAGAUCACCGCUUGUAGAAAAAAAGAUGACAUGCAGCUGAUUCCACGGCGCAUGCACGCAGCAAUGAGCUAAAUUUGAACAGGAUCCUUUAACACAACAAACGUGACUGUUGGGAAAUCCUUAUUGGUAGCCUCACAACUAAGGUUUUUUGUGACAUCCAAUAUCGUAUCCUACAGUUAAUCGGAAUAAUCAUUGGAACUUUAUAGAUUACAAAUUGCAAAUGCAAAUAGAGAUAUUUCCCCCAUGAACGGCCGCAGCUGCUUCUUUAUUUUGUAUCGACAAUCAUCUAUUCUAUCACUUGUUUUUUUUUUUCAGGCUGAUACUUUUGCUUUUACUUCAGUUUUUAAGAAAUAGUUGCUUUGUGAAUGAAGAGAACUUACUGAUUCUAUAACUAACCCUAGUUGAUUUAAACUGCCACUAAGAUACGUUUUUUUGCUGUAAUCGAAUUUCUCGUUCAUAAUUCAGCUAGUAUGCUUUUCAUAUUAAUCUCAAUUCAAGACCAAUUUAACUUGACAACUGAAUAUAAUGACUUUAUGCCGGGCCAUGUGACGGCAGAUAGCUGAGCUAUAUUACAAGUAAUUUAUCGACUAACCAAUAGAUAUGAAAUUGACACUUGAAGCUUUACUUACCACGUCUUGACUUCUUUUAAUUAAAAACGUUCGGAUGAAAUUAAUUGACCAAUCUAAAGGCGACAGUCAGGAGGAACUCAAGAAGAAUUUAAAAAGUUUGAUUGACAAUCUGUCCUGCCUGUUGGACACGUCAAAUUUAAUUUACCAGUUGAGAGCGUGGGCUAGAGUCCUUAUCACCUUGAGCUGUUCAUUCAACUUCGGAGUGAAAUAAGUAUUGGCAACCACUAAAAUUUGCAAAGAAGCGUUGAUCUUCAUUAAGAUAAGUCGGAUUUAGUUGACUCCUCACCGCAGUUGAAGAAAAAAAUCCUGCCUUUCUCAUCAAUUUGGGUAGUUUGUCCUUUGCUUUUCACAAUUAUUAGGUGAGUAUUGAGUAGUUGGAUGUUUUGCCUUCUCGUUCUUCAUGUUUUUGUUUUUAGAAUUUUACCAAGGUUUUAAGGCUGACAUAACACUCUUCCACAAUAUUCCACAACAUCCUCGGGAUCUUCAUUACGUAUCGUUUUCUAGAUUCUCUAAAGCUGGCAAAAUUUCGCUUCAUAAACAUCUAUACUGCAGAUCUAAACCCUUCCGUUUCGAAUUGGAUCUAAAAGGAAGACCGUAAUUACGCAACAAAUAACACCAGAAUAACCAAUACGUAAUGUAAUAACACUGUUGUUUAUCGAUACAUCCUGAACAAGACUGCUUCACAAUUUGUCAUGGAAAGGAUGUAUUAUUACUGUAGUUCAGCAGAAGAACAGUUACCUCAGCGGAAACGUAUUUUUCUGAACGUGUUUUCCUGAGCAAGACUGCUUCCCAUCGCAAUUUGUUACCUAGAGGAUUAAUUAUUGCUGUAGUUUAGAAGUAUACAGCUACUUCAGCAGAAACGUGUUUGUCGUGAUUUGUAUUUCCACUGUUUGUUUAAAGACGCAAAGGUUUGUCCUUCGGCUCUGUCGAUUCAGGACCGUUUUUGCGUGAACCGUCGAUUUUCUGGUUCCAUGUUUAAGUUAGUUACCGGCUCAGAGACAGUUCCAAUGAACUACUAUUCCCCUCAAAAUCAUAUUAAUGUUCGACUUAACAAAUUUCGUUGAGAGUUUUCAAAUUUGUGCGGACAAUAUUUAAACGAAAACAAAGUUUCAUCCUUGUUUGAUUGUGAAUUUGACUAUUCCUUCAAAUCUUGAGAAAAUUUACCAAAUAAACGCAGACAUAAAAUUAAUGAUGUAGGUAACCCCGCCUCCUAUCCACAGUUGGCGAUCAAAAUUACCAAAUAAUAAUUUUUUCAGGCGUGUGUUAUUUGGAGAUAAUCUAUGUCUUUAUUAUGCUAAAGUCCGCCGGAUCAUCGUUUAACGUGAUGUCAAGUUGUUGGAAAAUUCAUUGUGAUGUUUCGUGCGUUACAGAUGAAGACAGACAGCACAUUCGGAACCAAAUAAACCAAAAGGACAAGAACUAAUAUGACAUUCCGAAUCAGGCCUUUACACAGUUUCAUAAAUAUAAUAUUUUAUUCCGAAACGCGUUUUCUCGACUUUUAAGUUGCAAUGGCUCAACUAGUGUUGUAUAGUUCUGAUACAUUUUACACAAAGCAGGCAAAUUCGCAAAUUUCAAGCAGGGAUUUUCCUUUUAUUCUAAGCCUAUUCUAUUCGAUUCUAUUCGUUACGUUAUAUGUAACAAAACAGUGAAUCCAAGGACCUUUACUAGGUACUUUGGACAUGUUUUUCUGCUUAGGUGUUUUCGUGUGAAGACCACACCAAUAAGAAGGAAAAUGAAGAGUCAGGAUCUUAUGAAAGAAUAUCCAACUUUGAAGCGCGACUGACAGUUUACGGAUAAGAAGGUAAAAAGCCAUGUAGCCCCGCAAGAUGCGAGCUGAAAGAAGAGUCAGAUGGGCCAGAUAGGAAAAUAUUUGGCCCUCAGUUAGUUGCUCGCUGAAUCAAGAACAGUUUCCGCUAAUUCGAGGGGAGUGGGCGAAAAACUCAUCAAAUCACUCAACACUUUUAAUAAGUGCUCUCUCCAGCUAGUUGCAUUAUGCAAAAGCAAGAAUUUCAAUUGCUAAGUUAGUUUAGAGGCAUACAUCGUCAUUUGUAGUUGUGUCAUUUGUAGUUGUUCCAGUUUGCCAUUUCAAAGGAAAAAACAACCGUCCUUCUCUCAAGGAAAAUUGUCUUCUUUUAACUGUUUCCAAGGAAGUGAAAAUCAGGUACUUCUUUCAUUUUAAUAAUUGUAUUAUUUUCUACAAUUUUUAAGCGUUAAAAACGAAUGAUUUGACCCUAUAUUUACCCACAAUCUUUGUUCCAAUAAAAGUAUUUUGACUUUACAAAGACUUCGACAACACUGACUCCUGCUUAUUUUCUUCCAUCAAAAUCGAUCCUAGAAGCUUCAAAUCCCUUAGGCUAAAUCGCAGGAAAAUCUUUUCGAUAAGACAAGCAAACGAAAGUAAAUAUGGUUGACAUAAAUAUUCAGUUUUAGUGAUGAUUCAUUGCUAAGGCUGGUUGAAACAGGGAAAAGAAGGUUAUUCUGGAGAAAUCUAAACUUCGCUAAUUCUCGGACGUGUCAAAAUUCUGAGCUUUUUCUUCUCUGUGUGAAAGCAAGCUGUUUUUAGGGUGGGCCGCUCGUUGCUCGGUGCAGUUAUGGUUUCGUGACAUGUAGAACGGGGAUUAAUGCAUAUCCGGCUUAUCGCAUCAGAAACUUCUCCAUUUUAAGAAUUAGUAGAUACUAAAAACCAAGUUAUAUUAAGUAUUAAUUCCUUUUUAAAAAUUUUAAAACAAUUAGGGGAAGUCAAGGAAACUCAGAACUUUUAGGCCGAAACGUGAGCUUGAAAUGGUUGCACAUAGAUAUGUAAAUAUUCAUCAUUGAAAGAUGCCAAAUUCAAGCAUCAAAGCUGCCUAUUUCAUUUCGAGUAUUUCCUCAAUUGUGUCGUUCUUGUUACCAAAAUUUGGAAUGAAAAAAUCCCUGAUAGUUAGGCUGGUCUUCAUUUGCCAAAACAAUAACAAUUUUUUUAAUUAAAAAUAUAGUUAGUGAGUCCUGCCUGCCAUGUCCGUUAGCAAAAACACUUUGGAUGCUAUUUUUAGCCUACACUUUGCUGUCAUUUUAUAAAGAUAAAAGUCCAGAUGUAAUGGGUGUUUUCGAAGAAAAGCACAUGUCACUUCGUAAAUAAUAGGAGCGAACACCUACUAGCAGUUUCUCUUUUAUAUGAAACGUUCGAAAGUUUUAACUCCUUAAGAAGCAAUUAAGCUGUGUAGAAACUCAUAUUUGCUAUGCUUUGAAAAUAAGUGAAAUUUACGCAGAAGCUACUCAUCAGUGAAUUCAAGUUAAAGGCAACUUUUUGAAAAACUGUUUAAACUGACCUAGGAGUACCAGCUGACCGAGUUGUCUUCUCUUCCGGGUGCGAGAGUUCCUGAACAAUUCAUCUUCGGUAGUAGCAACUGAUAUUUUGACAUCCUGAGCGGAAAUCAUUAUCAGAAGCAAAUAAUGACUUCUGCUCAGGGUGUAAAACUGUCAGUCACUGGCCUUGGAAUAAUUUCAAAUUUUUUCAGGACUUUUCCUUUUCUUCUUAAUAGUCAAACCACAAGAUAAAAAGUGAGACUAUCUCUCCGUUAGAUACGAAAUGAAAAAUAGCCUGAGAGAGUCUUCGGAUUAACCACAUUUAUUUUAUGACAUCUAGGAUGUAAAUGCACCAGUGAGAUUUCAAAUAAUAUAGAAGUAAUUCGUACAGUCUACAAGUAAAGGUAGGUAAAGCGGAGUGUACUUGGGAAAAUUUUUAGCUUUUCGCGGUAGCAAAACUAGUCACGACACGAUAGAACCUCGACCAUAUUUCCUUCAACAGGAAGUAAGGAAAAUUUUGGCCUGUAUUCUUGAUCAUUAUUACCAUUUUGAAAACUAAACAACCAGAAUAAUAAGUAAAUUGUAAAUUCAAAAACGACAGACGACGGAAGGCUUUAACAUGCUAUUCUGAGCUUCAAAUGAAAGCAGGAAGCCGCAAACCAAGUGGCCAUGGUUAUGGAGAGCAUAAGGUGCGCAUUACAUGUAAAUAUCAAUUAUUAUGACGCACAAAUUUAAUGCAAUGUUUGCGCUUGCCACUUGCAGGUGCCUUACUGUAGCUUUUCAAACGAAAAAAACUCAUGAUUCCUCAUGUCUAAUUUCCAAAUAACAAUCAAUUUGAGAGCGGACUUUAUGGCCUGCUACUAUACUGUGGGUAAGUUAUGUUUAGGAACAAAAUAUGAACAUUUGUCGAGAUCUAACUAAUCUUUUUUAUAAUUUUUAUCGUGUACAUAUGAUUGUUAAUGGGUGAAAAAUAUGCUCACAGUUGUAUUUAUGCUUCUUAAAAAUGAAGCCCAAUAUUUCUGGAUUGAUUCAAAAAGGUUUGUGCGCUUCGGAAGUCGAUGAAAGUAAUAUUACAAAUGAACGAAGAAAACCUCAAACCAAUUGUCUCAAAUCCGAAAGGAGAUGACGUUAACUAAGGAAGUGAUACUGUCAUAAAAAGAAAAAAAAGAUUUUUUCACCAGCAAAAAAUUUCCAAUAAUUUUCUUUUAACGUGGAUCGUUGAAUACUGUACUGUACGGGGGCUUUGGUUGGUGGUAUGUAAUUCGUAAAUAAAAAGGGAAUCUACCAUAAUUAUUCAUUACACAUAAUGCACGUUAGGGAAACAAAAACUCGUCACGAUUAAGAUAUGGUUAUUGCUACAAAUCGUGCUUCAGUUUCUUUCCAAAAUCUCCUUUGCUAGAUAUAUUCCAAAUGUUUGAGGAAAACACAUACUGAGAGAAAAUUGGCCAUACUUGUGUGGGGAACAAUGAUAGCUUAUAACAAGAAGGAAACAUAAUUACACCUUUACCCUUGUAGUUCCGUGUUGUUGACAUUAUUUUGAUUAGCACAAAGUGUAUAACUCUUUAUUAUUUUUCCUUUUUUAUUUGGAAUGAGAGGGAGAUUGUCAGUGUAAAAACAUAGGCCAAAAAAAAAUCAAAUCUGUUUGAAUUUUAGGCCAAGACAAACUGAUCCUCACUUGAUAUUUAUCCGUAUUGAUUAGAGUUUCAAACCCACACAUUGACAUGAGGAUGAUUGGAUUGCAUGAGCCAAUCACAAAUAGGUAAACCUUAUGUAAGUCAAAAACAACUCGAGGUCAUUUUUAUGAAACGAAACCAUCGUCAUAGCAGCAUUGAAUAUGAAAGAUAUAACCUUUUCAAGGACUUGCUACCCGAUUCCUGUGAUUCAGCGAAACAAAACAAACAUUAGGCUGUUUGAAGUGUUUUCAGAGUCUUAACAAUCGCGAACAAGAGAGAGAUUACCUCUCAAAGAGUAUGAGAACUCAACACCUCAAGUAAUUACCACCUAGAAUUGACAAAUAUUCACCGAAUCAUUACAGAAGGAAAAAGCAGGUGAUAGUAAGGUUUAAUGUUAUACUUAAAAUCAAGUACCUACAUGGAAGAAACAGAUCAAUAAUAUUUACCUUAAGAAAAUGAGCCACCAUAGUGCUUUGUCAGACAAUGUUAUUUGUGAAAAACGUUGCACACAGUCUUUGAAAAACUGAUGCACGAUUAUAACAUCUAUUUGGUUUUCAUUUGUUUUGCGCGAAAACCUCUCUCAGGGUUAUAGUUUUGAGAAGCUUAAUCUUGAUAUCUGACAACAAAGAAGCACAGAAAAUCAACACACAGAAUUGUCUUUAAAGUCACAAAGGUGAAUAUUUGCAUCAACCCUCGGUUGGCUUAAGCGUGUUUUGAACCAACCAAUCUCGUCUUUCUAGUUCUGUUGGACCAUUUUUCAAGUGAUCCCAUUGUCGAGAGCAAGAAUGAAUGAAAAUGUUUGAGUAGUCAUUAAGUAUUCAAAGUAAGGGUAUAAACAAAGCUUCUAGGGAUUUUUAAUAGCUGAGUUAUUAGUGCGAGUUAUAUCUAUAAAUUUCAGUUUUUUUUUUUUUCUGAGGAUGGUCUUCAAGUUAUCUCCGCUAUUUUCCCGUGUUUCUGACGCCAAUAAGAAUUUGUUUAGAUUAACUCUUAUUCGAGCAUCCCUAUCGUCAAAGUGAGAAGAAAAACAUCUUAUCUGACUGGAGAGUCCGCUGAAAAAAAUUAACAGAGCCAAAAUUCAUCGGAGAUUGCUUUUGUCUGGAUAAGCCCACCCGUGUACAGCGGUCAUUAUGACUAGUUUAUCGUACGGUCAGGGCCACUGAAUAUGCAUAUUGCCUUAGUGUGACAAAAACUGACACCGACCCUGUGGGUAAUUUCUAAUUUAGUUCCACUAUAUAAAAUAAACAUCCACAUAUGAGAAUUAAUUCAAAUAAACCUUUACACAUAAUACUUUCAUAUUGUUUGGACACCGAAUCAAUCAUGUUUGAUACUACAAAAGUCUCCUUUAAUCGAAUACACAUGAAAAAGUAGACAUAGAUUACUUUAGAUUCGACGAAACAUUUUUAAUGAAAAAAGGAUGUCACCACCGGUGCACAGAAGUGUAACGAUUUAGCGUGAGUUUGUUUAUUUGACAAUAGCUUUUCUUCAGAACAUAGACUUAAAAUUUGGACUGGCUUUGGAUUCGAUGUCGCGCAUAUGAAACCGAAUUUAAAUCUGCGGUAAAAAUUAUUUGGACAUUUUUCAGAAUUUAAAUAAUGCGUUCGAAUAAGAGUUCAAGGUCUUAUGCCUUUGAUAUAUUAAAUCUGUGUAAAAAAACAAUGAUCUAAGAAAACUAAUUUCGACUAUAGUCUUGAAAUUUCGACCGUUAAACAAAUGUUCACAAAACAAAUUUUCAUGAGAUGUAAAGUCCAUUAGUUGUGUGUGUUUAAGCCAUAUUCCGAGAGAACUUUCUUGCAGAUAAUUCUAUAAGUCUGCAUCUGGGUAUUUUGCCAAUCGCAAUAAACAAUUAAAACAUUGUGUUCUGUCUGCAGCUGUCAAAAUGAUUAAAAACUCUCUAUCACACUUGAGCAUAUGAAUAGGCUUCGUAUUAAUGGAAUAUCUCCGAAACCAUUUCUCAAAUAAUCAAGCCUCGCUUUCCAAAAGGUGAGUGCCUUCAAAAUCAUAUUCAAAGUGGUCUUGUUCUUGCUCAUUCAAAGACAGAACUAAAUUCUUGCUUGUUAAUGUAGCUGCGGGAGAGAAAACACUGAAAAUUUAUCGUGCUGUGUAAACUACACAAUCAACAAUAAGCUGUCUCUACACGUUAUGCCUCGAACGCUAUACGAGACAUGGCGAAGAUUUUCUUUUCCACUGAUGCGAAAAUAUCAUCAUCCUAUUGGCCUAUUGGCCAUGCCGUAUUCUUCUGUACUAACAGUUUUGGGAGAGAGUAGUUCGAUGAAAAGAUAAAGUCACGAGUUAAAUAAAGGGCGACUCAUAUUCGUACAAAAUACAAAUAUCAUGGAUAUUCAGUUUGAUUUCUCUUUAUAUGAUAGUGCCUAUUUUCUUUUCGCAAAAUCUGGUGUUUUCGGACAUAAACAGUACUCGUACUGAUUAUUUAUCGGCAAAAUGAAAAAUGCUUUUAGGAUUUAUCAGAUGGGGAGCUAUAAUAAGCUCAAAUAACAAAAAUAUUCUUAAAAAUUCAUUUGUGAUACAGGUCACGAAUAAUGAAAAUCUCUGAAAGCAUGCCUUAUGUGAUUGUUCACCAGUUGUUGCAAAUCCAAAAGCGUAUGUUUCAGAAGAAAUUAUUUCAAGAACCGGUCAGUUUUGUGAGAGAAACCCGAUUGAACCGAAGCUAGUUUAUUUCUAGGCACUAAGAGCAUAAUUAUGUGCAAAUGUCAUUGUGAAUGUCAGCUUUUGCAAAGUCCUCAGCGACAAGAUUAAAUAUUUAUUCGCCAAGAAAUGUAUUAUAUAAUCCCACCAUUUGAUUGUUAACUUUCUUUUAUUUGCAAUAUCAUUGCAACAUAAGUCAAAAUACAUCAUACUUCAACUGUAUUUUCUUAUCAAAACCGCCCGACCGGAAUUCCCGUCGGAAAAUGUUUUUUGGCCACUCACGUUUGGUGCCCGAGAGAGCCUCGACGACAUUCUACUGAUGCCACGAUAAGCCUUUCACUUUUCAAAGCUUCUGCCUGGUUUAGGAAAAAUUAAAUAACAAAAGGCUCUCCACUAGGGGCGUGUUUAAUGGAAGGUUGCGUUAAAAAGGUUGAAAAAUAUGAAUUUUUUUAAAAAAAUAUCACGGUAAAUUAUCGAGACCUGAUGUCUUUCUUUUUACUUUCCUAUGAAUUAGAUCGAUUUGGAGGAGACAACAGUAUAUCAGGAUUUUAAAAAGUUAAUGAUCAAAAGGAUUCAGUGAAACACUGAGGCUGAAUUUGACUGAACGAAACGCAGCUUUGAGUCACACUCGCAAACACAUCUGCAACUGCGGAACUAAACCAUCAACUGCUUUCUGGUAAGUAAACUUACUUUACUAUGACGAUUAAUGAUAUUAUUUGAAAAAACGUUCUACUAAGCUUUUAAUUGAACGCUUUUAUAAGAUUGUCUAUAAACUCCUGGCGGACUAUCGAUAAAAAUUUUAACUUUGAGUGCGGAUGGUAUAUUUGAUGCGUGAGCGAAUAAAACGAAGCUCGUACCCUAAGGAGACAGGCAACGUUUCUCUUACUCCAUAAAUACUGGUCGCAUAUUCAAUUGAAGAUAAACGAUAUCAAUUGAAGAAAUUGACAAUCUACGUCAAAUAAAUUUUUAUUUGAAUUUUAAGCACUUUGGCAAAGUGAUAAGCGCCAUAUUAUAAUUUCUUCUUUGCCAUUGCAACACGAAAACUGUCUAAAGGUAUAUGUAGCAUGUUUAGAGUGAAGAUAUCUUUUUUAAAACCAUGACAUAUAAUGCUAAUUGAACUGAGUGGAGUGCAAUUUUGGUCUGAAAUCAUACGAGUGAUUUAAAAAAACGAAUGGGCACGCAGCGCGAGUUUGAUUUGAAAUCACAUGUACGAUUUCAGAUCGACCAAAACUGCUUAGCACUAAGUUCAAUUAUCACUUUAUUGCAUCCAUUUUUAAACAGCAAAAUUCAGUCGGUUAAAUACAGGAUUUUUUUGUCUGUACAAAUGUUUUACUGAUCUAGUACUGAGCUGUGCAAAAGCUGUCUUUUAUCUUCCUCUAAUUUGAUUGGUUUCUUUAAACAAGCCUUGAGAUUUGAUUGGUUGUUGUGUUUUGGUGGUGUUCCUCAUUGGCUGGGAAAAAGAUGCGAUUUAGAGCAAAAAAUCAAACGAUUCGUGAAUAAAUCGCAACGAUGAGAGCCAAUCAGAUUGCAAGUAUCACCAGAGAUUUCAAAAUGGAUUUAAUAAAUCUCGUUGUUGUUUUCAUUAUUUAUGGUUCAAAAGGUUCAUCAAACACUUUCAGUCGAAUAUUUUUCUGAAAGUAACUGCCAAUUAAACUUUAUAAGAUUCCUCUUUUCAGAUUAACUCACUUUAAUGCGCCUCGGAGCCUUAAAAUAUUUCAUUUUUAGUAAUACCGCAAAUUGCCGCUAAUGACGUUUCGAAGCUCAAUAGAAAACCCUCUGUGAUCAGCACUUUUACAUCUUGUUUCGAAGCACUCUUUUCAUUCUGGUUAUAGCCCUCUCGGAUGUACACCCUUCCAUUUACAAGCUCUCCUAAAACCCCUUACGAAGUUGUAUAAGCCUAGGGCUUUUCAGAGGAAAUUUAGGGUAUUUCAAUCAUACCAUAAUGGGCACCUGUCACCGCUAAUUUACACUGUUACGCGAAGGUCGGCAGUGGGCAGAUAAUUUUCUUUUCUCUUCUUUCGACGGAUUUUCAAUCAAAACGAGAAAAACUGCAGUUUGCGACUCACCGCACGAGUCAUUUUCUGUGAAGCCGGGGCUGGUGAGUUCCAUGUCCACCAGCAAAUAAUCCUCAUAAAGCCUUGUUUACAUCACAAGCCCGCCCGCCUCACUUCAGAAAAUAACUUUUUGCGCAGGAAGACAGGCUGAAUUUAUGAAUGAUUUUUCUGAAGUUCUCCAAGUACUUAUUGGAGAUCAUGAAAGUAACAUAAUGUAACAUUUCCGAAUUACAAAAACCGUUCCUGUCAAAAGCAGACAGUGAAAAUAAUGUUUUUUUUUGAUAAUGAGUUUUGUCUUCAAUAAUAAAAAUUUAUGUUCAUGUUUAAAGUUAUCACUAUUGUUUCAAAACAGAGACUGGACACACGUCUGAAAAGGCCGAUAAGAUUAAGCGUGGGACAGUCUCCGUCGUUUUGGCUUUGGCAUUCUUUCAUUGCGUUGAUUUAACGCGUAAAUUUCAAAAACCUCUUUGUAAUUCAGAUGUGCAUAAGAUAUUCAUGAAAUUUUUCCAUGACUGCAGCUCUGCGUUACUGUUCCAAAGAAACCGAAUACCAUGUCCAGCGGAUUUUUUCACGUCACCUGCUUACUCUACUGCAUCGUCCUGACUUCUUUUAUCAAAUGUGACAACACUACGUCCAAAAUCGCUUUAUACAUUGGUGGAUUUUUCGGGGUAAACAUUCAAGAAGGGGCUUGGAGCACAGCUGAAGUCAUUCCAUCUCUAGAAAUGGCACUGGAGCAUGUGAACAACGACCCAAACAUUUUGGUGGACUAUCAACUGAAAUAUGUGUGGAAUGAUUCUAAGGUUUGUUCAGCGUAUAUGACUAGUACAAAAAUUAAAAAUACAGUUAAUAUUUAUCUGUUAUUUUCUUGCUUCCAUUGCUUAAGUGUGAAAGUGGAUCCGGUAUCAAAGCUAUGCUUACGAUGAUCGACACUCCACCACACAAGAUUGUUUUCCUGGGUCCCGGAUGUUCUGUAGCAACAGUACCUGUUGCAGAAGCCGCUCCGUAUUGGCAGGCAGUGCAGGUAAAUUUCACAGUAUGUGGGGUUUUUAUAAUGACUACGCUCAGUCUGAAGCCCGUGAUUCUAUUCUCUUUGGAGGUUUGCAAUCUCGUGGGCCUUUGGUAUAUUGCUUCAGCUUGCAAUUUCCUUUUAAAAUUUGGCAAUUUCGUCUCUGUCAAUUGUUUGACGGCAAAUGACUUACAGGGAUCACUUUGCCAUUUGUAAUCAACCAAAGGUCAAAAUAUUAUAAAUUUUACUUAUUUGUGAGCUUGCAAUUUAAUAUCAUCGAUAAUUUGCAAUGAUAGCUUUGUGAUAUUAUUUUGUUUACGUGAACGAUAAGAACUGUAUGUCGUAGAUAAGAUUAUUUUGCAACAGUUUAAUGGCUUGCUUGACCUCAUUGCAUAACUACGUGCGUCAAUUUCCUCUCAGCUGCAGGUUCUUCUAUUCGUUUUUCCGCAUUUUUAUGACAUCGACGCAAAGAAAUGCUGUCUUUUCACUCUUCUUAGAUUGGAUACAGUACAUCGUCGCCACAGUUCUCAGACAAGGAAAAGUUCCCUCUGUACUUUAGAACUAGUACCUCAGAAACAAUGGAAAACCCGACCAGAGUAGCACUUUUAGAGCAAUUCAAUUGGAAAAAGGUCGCCCUACUUGUGCAAAACUUGGAUAUUUUUGUAUGGGUAAGAGGCUCAAUACUGCUAGUAAGGCAGUUAUUAUAGUAUAUAUAGAAAGAAAGUUUCUUUAAAGGCACUACAUGAAUCAGAUGAACUUAAUCAAGAAAUACAAUCAAUGGACUCUGAUUUCAGACAACAAAAGCAGUAACAACGACAAAAUAUUCCAACGAAGAGGUCAUAAAAAAAAAUGUUAAAUACCGAUGGUUUGAUUUUCUUUGUUAUCAUUUCUAUAUCAAUAGACAAAAGAAGACCUCAUUCCAUUGUUAAACAAGUCGAACAUCUCCAUCAUUGCAACAGAAAGCUUCAAAUAUGAUCCAUCCUCAUCGGUCAAGUACUUAAUCAAGGUUAGAUACGCACCAUCCAUUCAAAGUUCAUAGCGCUGAGCUUAGUGUGCAUUAAGUGUGUUUUCGUGGAUUACAAGAUCUUGCUGGUGUAACAGAGAGACAAAACGGAAAAGACCCCUGGCUGAUAUGAUAGAUACUACUGUAACAGCCAUUACAAUAGCCGAAUGUGUACAAUUGAGCGUCGAAUAAUUAUCCGAGGUUGCGUUGCUUUUCUAUGAGGAUAAGGAGGGUUUCUUAUUCCGAAUUUUAAAAGAAAUUAACGCGUCAUGCAAAAAAAGGUUUCAGGGAAAUCUUGAGGUUUUCACGUGUCACGUCUAUUUUCGGAGAAAAUCACGCCUCACGCUGGUUCUUAAAUUCACGAAUCACGCUUGCCUUUCUGUAAAAAAGUUUGGUCUUAACCACGUGUCAAGUACAAACCUUUAAGCCACCCUCUUGUUUUACUUCGCUUGUGAUUGGUCUAGUAAGCUGGCGCCACUUUCUGAACCAACCAUAAACUAAACUAAAAGUAAUCACCGUUUGGUUACCCAUGUUUUUCUGCGCUCCAGUCAGUUUGCUUUAACCACCUUAAGCUCUUUGUGGCUUCUCAUAAAGUACUUCUUUAUUGUGAUUGGCCCCCGAUAACUUUGGUGUUGGUUUACGUUUCUAGAUUGAAAUCCCUGUGGCCUAUUUUUACCGCCAGACUUCUUUUUCUUGGUCCUCCUUGGAAAUUUGCCUUCUCUUUAGAUCAGUAAUAAGGGAAGAAACAAAACACUGUUUGAAUAAAAUUGAAAUUGAAGUUCUAAUGAGCGUGAGACUGAAAUUUUAACUCUUCGCCCAAGAGUAUCAUUUGGCAUUUCGCUGACAAGCGGAUGUUUGUGUAUGUUAGUGAAGUACCUCAAAAAUUCUUUCUUACAAGGAUAAAGAUGCAAGGAUUAUCAUUGGACUGAUGUACGAGGACAUGUUCAGAAAAGCUAUGUGCGCUGUGAGUGUACUGACAAAUUAUAACCAACAAUUAAGAGAAAUGAAAAAAAGGGGGUAAGUUAAGUUAAGUUAAGUAAAUAUUAAGAGUUUUUUACCGGAAACCUCCUGCUUAAAAUAUGUCGUUUUUAAUGCUCUGUGGCGGAGAGUUUUAUAUCAAACUAAUAAUUGUAUGUAGCUGGUAAUCUUCACCGACUCUGGGUUUUACAUUGCAAAUUCAAAGUAUGACGGGAGGCACUGAACACCUUUAACUGAUAUCCUGCUAUAAUCUCAAUUCCUAACAGGCCUACAAAGAUGGACUCUUUGGAAAGAAGUAUGUUUGGAUAAUAGUUGGAUGGUACUUGGAAGACUGGUGGACAAAAACAACAGAAGUGGGCAUGGAUUGCAGGGGAGAACAGCUCUUGGAGGCUGCAGCUAAUUUGAUUGAGACUUUUCCUCUUCAACUGAGUAGAUCAACAAGACCCACGAUAUCGAAUAGGGUAAGGUUCUAGUCGGUAUUAAUCGCCGGGGGUGGGGUUACAUGAUUUUCAGGGGGGACGGAGUGGGGAUUAGUCGUUGCCCACAGAAAAUAAUAUUACUCAACUCUCCCCUGAAUAGGAUGGCGGUCCCUCGCAAGGUUACCCCCUGUAGUUUAUUAGUCUUCCCUGACUAUGCACCAGUAUCCGUAAGCCAGCGCAAUAAUGAUUAGUCCACCCACCCUCUUGUAUAGUUUAAACCGGAAUAGUCUCAAAAGGUAAAGACCAAGUUACUGCCUGAGCUUUUACAGAGCAUAUGUAAAAAUCGUUUUGCUCUUCUUUACCAUCCCUUUUCAGACUGCACAGCAGUUGCAAGCUGAAUAUGAUGAAAGACGACGGCGCCUCAACUACACUUAUCACAUGUACGCAGGCUUCACGUAUGAUGCAGCAUGGAGCAUCGCUGUUACGUUGAACAAAUCCAUACCUCGGUUACGAGCAAAAAAUAAAACACUGGAAACCGUCAAAUAUGGUGAUAAAGAAGUAGCUGAGAUCAUGACGGAUAUUUUGUUCCGUACAGACUUCUGGGGAAUGUCAGUAUGUAAAGUAGUCCUUGUUUAAGCCUCAAUAACACUUCACUUUUUUAUGGAUUUUCCUUUUCAAUUUGUCGAAUAUACGAGAACUUAAAGAAAAAAAAACAGAACAAAAGAUUUAUUGGGUGACUCGAAAUGUCUCAAUGAAAUUCGCAUACCAAAGUGAGAGGGUCGUUAGCUCGAUGCCUGAAAAAGACCCCUUUUUUGUUUACCUCAAAAAAAUUGGCAAAAUGGUAGAAGAAAAAGGAUAAGGAAAAGGAAACUUCCAAGCCUUAAACGCGGGUUCCCUCUCUGAUGGCAAACUUCAUAUCAUUGUCACUAGCAAAUCCGGUUUAAGACAAAUAUAAUUCUGACAACUGCCCUUAUUCUUAGACCGAUAUACUACAGCUCUUACGACAAAAACCUUGUCCUGCAAUUCUUUCAGGGUCGCAUGAAGUUUGAUGAAGAUGGAAACAGAGACACUCUUGUAGAAAUUUUUCAAAAUAAACGUAAGUGAAAAAUUAUUGUAUAUUAAAAAACUUUCGCGAUAAAUAAGUAGAAGUAAGUACAUCUCAUUAGGAGUAAAUGAAACAGAUUUAUCCGCUAUUGCCCUGAGAGCUGCCACUGAAAUAAGAAGUGAUUGAUUUUUAAGUUUUGCUGGCGAAAGAAAACUUGGAGGAAAUUGUGCAAAAGUAUAUCUGUAGAAGGGAUUUAUAAAUCCCUGAAUUAGGAUUGCGGUCAACGCGGUAGAGUAGCACUGCAUUGCAUUAUAGUUACAUCAGUAUGAUGGCUGAUGUUUUGACCGGCAACUCUGUUUUCUUGAUGGAAGCAUUGUUUUUUUUUUUUUUCAUUUCAGGUGGUAAAAAGAAAAUUGUGGCCACGGUGGAUUCCCUUGGUAGGAAUCUGAGUCAAUACAAAGAUAAGUUUGAGUGGGAAGGUAAGAUGGAAUUUGAUGGUAUGGCAAAAUUGCACGACUGAAAUCAUGGGUUUUCACCGACAUCUUAAUUUCCAGCCACCAUACGUUGUGAUCUAGUUAUGAGAGACAUUGUCUUGAGGUAAAAGGACUGGAAUACAAUGGAAUAAAAUUCAGGGAUCGAGUAUUUUGAUCAAAAUUUGAAUUAGGCCAACAGUAAUUUUAAUUGAAAUAUCCACUCCUUCAAGAACGGUGUACGUUAAAAAUCACUCAGAUUUAAGUUAAGCACAAAACACUGAAGGAUAAUAAAGAUGAAAAGUGAAACCUUGAGCUUUCUCUUUUUUGUCGUAAGCACUGUCUCUUUUCGACGGAAAUAAUCAGAGGACAAAUAUAGACGUAGACGUGGGGUUUAGUGCGCGAUAACUAUUCAGUUUUUUGUACCACGUGACGUAAAAUUAGCCAAUAGAAACGCGAACAAAUUAAUAGGUGGGUUAGAACACUUGAAAUUUUGUCUGUUUUCUGAUCUCACCUAGCGAAUGUUAGAAUAUUUGCUUCAUCACUAAAAUUUCAAUUUGAAAAAGUUUCUUUCAUUUUUUCCCUACAGAGGGGAAAGUUCCACUGGACGGUGUCAGAAUCAAUGAAAAGCAGUUUAAAGAAAGUUUCAGCUUAACGUUGAUGUUCUUCCUGUUGGCAUUUAUUGGAGUACUGCUCUGUUUCUUUAGUUUACUUUUUAAUGUCACAUAUCGAAAGCAUCAGUAAGUAACAAACUUUGACUCAUAUAGCAUACCCUCAAGUUUUAAGACCAGCAUUUUCAAAAGGUUCCAGUGCUUUCUGAAAGCGAAGGAACUUGUUUAAAUCAGUUUUAACGCAUGAAAUCAUCUUAAACGAGAAAGAAAGGUCCUAUAUUGUUACAGCAAAUGAAAAUAAAUAUUUGUAAAUACUAUUAAAUCAAGUAUACGGGAAGUAAACCCUCUAUGUAUGAUUAUCAGAAACAAGCACAACUACUUUGAGAGAUGUAGUUUCUGAGUACUUCCUAUUUUGGGUUUAGUGAUGGUUCGUGAAGAUGCCUCUUUCAUGCUGUCUUUCCCUCUGAAAACGCUUUGGAAAAUCAAGCAAUAACCACUGGUUUUACCAAAUGGCGUAAAAUAUAGUGCUUAUUACUGCUUGUCUCUGAUUUACAUCUCCCGUUUGCACAGAAUUUCAUUCUGUAAUUGCUUCAAACUUCUUUUUCCCUAUAAUGCUUUUGUUUAUGUACCUAGGUUCAUUAAAAUGUCAUCUCCAAAGUUUAACGAUAUCACCGUCAUUGGAUGCCUGCUGUCCUACAUCGAAAUGUUCUUAUCAGCUUACGCUAACUCUGAUUAUACAGAACACGACAUCUCACUCUGCUAUGUAAGUAUGCACAUCCCAUAAAUGUUAAAGGGCGCUAUAUAAGUAAAUAAAUUAUUAAAUUAUAAAUUAUUAUGCUUUGGAGCCUGUUCAGUUUUCCAGGUAUACAGCCUUGGAACUCGAAUACAACAUACUUAAGGAAGAAUUAGGUUCAUCGACAACUUUAAUCAAGUUCACAAAGCCCUUAUCAUAUUACAGAGUACUAAGGUUAUGUAAAAGCAAAAUUGGUGAAAGUGUCUAAAAUAAAAACGAAGGUUUAAAAGUUUCAAUAAUCGUUGCUGCUGAAAAAUGGCCGCGAGCGAGUGCUGAUCGCUGCAAGCCCGUGGGUUAAACACCAACGGUGAUGGAAAUUACUGGGUGAAAAACUGAGAUGAAAAAUAUUUUUUCGAUGCAACACUAAGAUUAAUUUUUUUUCACCCUUAGAUUAGAAUCUGGCUGCUCUCUACCGGUUUCACUUUGGCAUUUGGUGGGAUUUUCGUCAAAACCUGGAGAGUUUACAAAAUAUUUACAAACAACCAGAUGAGGAAAGAGGUAAAGAAAUAACUAAAGGACAACUCGGCUCAUCAUCAUUGUCAUAGCGGUGUCAUCAGUCAAGGCAAUUUUUAAAUAAUUGUCAAAAGCGAACCAGUAUUGCCUUUGAUUUGCGUUAGUACGUCUGUGAUUGGUUUGGAAAACUCGCGCCAUCCCGAUCAUUUUCAAAACUUAAACCAAUCCCGACUUGGUCAAUUCUUUUGAGCAAAAUUCUUUUAAUAACAAGUGGCGCCUUGAUUCCCUUGAAUGCUUUACUAUGCUUUGCUAGCAUUGCUGGUAAAUGUGAAUACUUUUGGCAGUAUAAUAGACAAAUUAAACCUUGUACCGUUUAUUUAUCGUUAGGCACCAUAACAGGAAUUUGUUACUGUGCCUUGCACAUGAUUGUUUGUAGUCUUUUAUACUAAUGUAAUUUUCAUUAUUUUCAGUAUUUUGUAACUGCAUGUGCGCAUUGUAAACGAGUAUACUGAAUGCUCUUAGGCGUUAUGUGGAUAAAUAAACUAUCUUUCUAUCUAUCUACUUGCUUUGAUAUAGGGUCGCUUUGCACGCUUUUGGCCGUCUACCGCUCGGUCAAUAAGAAUGGGGUUCUUAUUGGCUCCUUGUGACCAUUUAUGUGAGCUUCAAUGUUAUCGUACAACAUCGCGCUCAUCAUUUAAUGCUUUUUACUGAAAUGCUUUCUAUUUCCUCUUCAGCUUGGAAACUUAAGUAGCACUAGCCUCUUGUUGAGGCUAUGUGUUGCUUUGUUUGUAGACUUCAUUUUUUUAUCAACUUGGACAGCUAUUGAUCCAAUGACCAUGGAAACUGUGAAAAUCGAUAAUAAGGUAAAUAUUAACGGCAACUUUUUGUUUUUGUUUACACUCUCAUGGUCGUUGUUAUGCUUUUAGAUAACCGGCCGUGAUGAUAUUUGAUAAAGCCAAGAUUUCCAUUAUGAUCAAAAAGCUCUUUGCUAUUCAAAAAAAUAUUAAUUAGUAAUCGGUUUGAAAUCUUGCAAUUGUUAAUCGACGCGAAACUCUUACACUCUAGGUCAGUAGCAGAUCUAUAGAUCCAAAAUAAUAUGACUUUCACAUUUGCACACUCAUCAGAAAACUUCUCUACUCUCUAAUAAAGGUUCCAAAUGAUGACUCCGACUUCAAAGAGCAGCUUGUGUUCCAUCAGUGCACCUCUUCUCACUAUAUGACCUGGUUGAUUUCAAUGAGCGGGCUGAAGGGGAUCAUGUUGAUUUUCGGUGUGUUUUUGGCCUGGGAAACAAGAAACGUGCAUUAUCCUUCGCUGAACGAUUCCAAGAACAUUGGCUUAGCAGUGUAUAACGUGUUCAUGUUUUCUUGCUUAGCAAUUGUGGCCGAGUUCGUGGUUUUUCCUCCCCUUAAGACUCUAGUUCAAAGAUCGAUCGUGUUCGUGGCGACCACUUCGACAAUUGCCCUGCUAUUUGUACCAAAGGUCAGAAAUAACUUAUAGUUCUUUGUAAAUAGAAAUAACAGAGAUUGUAAGUUUUGAGCUCGGUAAAGAAAUAGAGAGAGAUGUUUUUCGUCUUGUCACGAGCGUGAGACAAGGAAAAUGAACUUCGUAACAGACCUAACUCUUGCUCACCGUGGAGUCUCUGUGGCUUAGUGGUAGAGCAUAGGAACUCGGAAUCCGAAGGUCUGCGGUUCGGUUCCUCAUGGAGACUCAGAAUUAUUUUUUUCUUUGUCUCACGCUCGUGACAAGACGUAAAGCAACUUUCUCUGACUUGUAAUUCCGUUACAGCAAUUUUUACUCCCUCGAGACUUAAUCUGACAAUAAGAGAUGAUUAAUAAUGAUACAGUUAACGUCGAUUAGGUCACAUUUACAUCAGUUUACAACUAAGUCUUGAAAAACCAAAAUCAAAAAAAUUACAAAGUUGACAUGAGCAUUAACCAAUGAGAACUCAAAGUAACAUAAUUGGAGGAAUGAGAUUUAAUUAAUUUUAUAGCUUUAACGUAGGAAAAUGUAACGACAUGUGAUGUUAGUCAUUGCUGAGCGCUGUUAUGGGAGCUAGAAACGAAAAAUACGUUCACAAUUAAAAAUGUAUCAUUGGUCACCGGAAUGGGUUCUCUCCCUUGAAUUUCGCUUUUUGAAUGAUAGAAACAUUUAUUUAUUCAUUCAUGAAAUUCCAUCUGACAGGUACUUUACCUGAGGAAAAAUACGGCAGUUUCCACGGCCGCCGUCCUGGAGACAAACAAUGUGGCAUUAGAAAAUCAAGGAGUGACGAAUACAUCGAACUCUGUAGAAAAAGCCAAAUAUUUAAAAACUUGUGCAAACUAAUGCUACGGUAAUUUCCGGAGACAUAGGUUUAUCGAAGCAAGCAUCAAACCUAAAGGAUCAAAAGCGAGUUGGAAUGAAAUAAGCCGACCUUUAAGAAGGCCGUUGCAGACCAUUAAUUAUCAACCAAAGCUUUUAAUCGAGUGUUCAAAUGCAAAACCUAAUGGAAGUUGCCUGGUUUGAGUUUAUGGACCAGUUUUAGUGAAAUCCUACUGUGGAGGAAUUGAACUGCAAAGUCCCACGUAUAAAGCAAGUUUUAUUGGAUGCUAAACGGACUACCAGAUAGACACCCUAUGAAUUAGUUCCAGGUUAAAUCUAGGCCGGAUGGGAGGUUAUACCCAUCGCAGUUAAGCUUCGAAACUAACGGACAAGUGUGGCCGUUUGUCGCAGGGGAAGGUGAAACCAUAGGUUCUAAGGCAAUAGUGACGAAGCAGUCCAUUUUGCUAGUACACGUUACAGAUUACGCUAUGAAAGAGGGAAUGCUCCCAGCUCACAAAAUCAAGAGAAAUUGCCAUUGACAAAAGACCCUUAACACACACGAGGGUGCCUGGCUAAGAUAUGAACAUGUAGUUGCUAUGGAGACAUGAGACGUUCGUGCUCUAAUAUCAUUACUUAUUAAGUCGUCUAGAGAUUUAUAACCUUCCACCAAGAAUAAGCAGACCGCCUGACUGUAAUAUGUCACCACAGUACAGAAAAAUAAAAUUGUCCUCAGGAACCCACGCAGUUGCCUAAAGUCUUAUCUAGCAAGGAAUCAGCAGCAUAAAACCUAAAUGAAUUCAAGCGGAUAUUAAAUAAAUUUGACAUUAACAAAAUAAAUUUGACGUUAACAAAAUAAAUUUUGACGCCAGUAUUGUAGCCGUCAUUAAACACAAGGACAACAGUUACGAAUAUUAUUCAAAACUAAUUUAAAUUUAAAUCAUCAAACCAAGUAGUGAAAAUUUUUAUAGCCUUUUAUGGUUAUGAUUAGUUAAAUGCACGACACCACCAGCUAUGCUGAAUAUUUUAUCGUGGUUGAAAAAAGUUAUUCAUUCAUUCAUGUUAUUUAUUUUUUGUGAAAAUGAGCCGGCAUCUUUUUAAAAUGCAUAUGAUUAACUAUUCGAAAGUUGUGGGAUCUUCACGAGCUCUUACACCACAAUGGUUUUUCCACAUGAUCUGGUUAAGGCUAACAAGCGCCAUAUGUAAAAAUGGCGAGUUAGUGUUUCGCUUCGCUAUUUACUUUUCUCUUCCUUAAGAUCGAUGCGAAGGAAGACAAUUGGUAAGAUCUGCCGAAAAGUUAAGGAAACGACGACGGGGUUAAUUGAGCCGAAAUCGUUAUUUAAAGGUAAAACUUGUCAACCAGAAAGCAGAUGGUUCUCGUGUGCCGCCCACAUAAGUAAUUGUGUCUUAGUGAUCGAGGUAUUUUCCAAAAGGUUCUCGGUGGUACUGGCAAAACUGACAGCUUUAUCCUGGAAUCAAACUGUGCUAACAAGCUAUCUGCUUUAAGCUUGGUGGUACACAAGUCGAUAUAAGAUAAAAAAAUACAAUAAUUUCCUUUUCUUAUUUAUAUGACAACACUGUUUGGGGGUUAAAGGUCUUUCUGAUGUAAAUAUGGAAGCAAUACUCGCAGUUAUGAACACUACUUAAGUGGUAGUGAAAAUGAGCAGUGUUAAUAACUGCGAGGAUCACUUCCAUAUUCGUUUCUUCUACCGCAGUUCACAUAUAUGAUUUUCAUAUAUUUACAGUUAUUACAUUACAAUACAGAUAUAUUCAGACAAUGUGCUGAAACUGAUUGGGGCUGACAAUAUUCUUCAAGGUAAUGUUCACAGUUUUCUUUUCUUUCCUUUCAAUACCGGCUUCUAGUUGGCUAUGAAACAUUUGACUAUUACUUUGUAACAUAAAGCUAUGGAGCUAAUCUAUAUCCAGUUACUCCAGAGUUAAUCAAUAUACAUUACCAAACAAGAAAGAGCCACUUUCUUAAACUUGUAGGCGUACAGCGAAAGCCAGGGCCAACGGCUCAAUAUGUUAUUGCUCUGUCGUUUUCGCUUGAGGGAACAAAUUAAAGUGCGCUGUAAGUGCCACGACUUUAGCAUUUCAAGUAUCGUGCAGUCAAAGCUAUAUAUACCAAAACAACGAUCGGAAUUGUCAAAAGCUCUUGGAAAUUAGAAACUUCACAACCUACAAAAAACGUACUUGUCAGAAAAAAGAAAACGUAUAUUACGACAAAACGAAAUGUUACUAAGAGUGAAAUUGAAUAUUCAUAUGUAUGCCAGCUUCAAAAGACAGAAGAUGGUCCGUUAAACGUUGAUGUAUUUUAUGGCCAUAAAAAUUCUUGCUACUCUAAAAUAUGUUGCUAUAUUCUGGACUCAUGUCUAAAGGCUAAGAUGGAUGUUAUGGCUGAGAGGUAGAGUCCAUUAAAAAAGUUGUUAAUAGUCUAUUUCAAGCUUCUUUUAUUUAUCACCUUAGGAAGAAAUAAGUGGGCUAAAUUGACUAACUGUGUUUUUGACAAACUGUCGGAUCUUUUUGUUGUCUAUCGGCUACAACAACACGCCUGUUUUUAUCAAGUAAAGUCAUCAAAUUUAAAAUUUGCGGAAGGCAUUUCAAGCAAUAGUUGUACCUUGACGCAAUGCGCCACAAUCAGAUCGAUGGUUUGAAAUCGUAUCCAUGUAUUCCGUACAAUUUUAUUUUGACUAACGAAAUUCAGGAAGGUUUAUUCACGAAGCUUUCCUAUUGUAAUAAGAUGCUCCUAGACGUAUUUGAAGAUUAACAAUUGUUUUUGUAUUCUAAUUAUAACUAACGUCAAACAUGUAAUGUUAUACGCUGUCUGGUUGAAAUAAUUAUGUCGUGAGACAUGGAAAAAAUUAAAUGUUGCUUGAAUUGUGUGUCGUUAAUUGUUAUAUUCUUGUAUUAUUCAGAUAUUCCUCGGUCUGCCUUUACAGUUACAGAGUUUCUAGCUCUUACACUAAUGUGUUUGUUUUAUCGGUAAAAUUAAUUGAAGUGAAUUUGCAUCACUUCGCUUUGGAGUGAACUUUAAAGUGAACUUUGAAGUGAUAAUGUUGCAUCGAAUCUUCAUAGGACAUUUUCCAUUUACAGCAAAGAUAAAAUGACCAAGAGAACAAUUGGUUUAUCAACCAAGGACAACGUUUUUAAGUCAAACAACGAAUUUUAAUUAGAAUCUUUCAGAUGAAGAAAAUUAAUUCAUUGAGAAGACACCACUUGGUUUUGUUUUGGCAAAUAUGUUUUUCCAUUUGAGUGCACUAUGCGGAUAUCUCAUAUUAUUAAAAAAGCUCUUCCAAAAGGCACUUUAAAACGCUAAUCCUCAUUUAUCUAUCAAGCGAAUAAAACCUCUUUUUUUGAGGAAACUAUCUAUUUAAGGAGAAAACCUUAUUACAAUCUUUAUGCUGAUAUCUUAAUUUUUCUAUCACCUGCAUGACGUUGAAUUUGUCUCCACAUUUAUUUAUUGCGUUGAAACUGAAACGUUCGACUCGGCGCAAGUUUUGAGAGGAUAACAGCCAUCUUCCAAAUACUUCAAACACUUAUCGUGCCGUUGAAAUUUUUCACCGUCUAAAAGGCAAGAUUUCCGCACAACCGCAUCCUGCAUCAUGCACUCAGUUCUUGGAUAGAGAAAACAAUGACAAGAACAAUACAUUGCCAUUGAGAAAACAGAUUUGUUUUACAGUAGUCUGGGGCUGUGCAGAAAUCUAACCGUCCAAAAUAUACUCUAUUUGUUUAAAAAACAGAAAGUGAGUUGGUGGGAGGAAAUAAUUUUGCUCGAAACAUGAUAGCCUUUCGUUGAAAAACAGAAGUCUACGUAUUACUUAUAAAAACCAAACUUUCUGUUCUCUAAUUUGGCAAGUGAUUGUCUCUUCAUCGAGAGGCGUUAUACAACCACAUCAAUGUUUUGCGACUCACUUCGUGAAGUGUAAACAAAUAAAAUUAUAAAUGAAAUAGCAACAGUAUAAUUUAAGAAUUUGACGGAGUCAUGCAUACAUUUUCGUAGCAUGACGCCUCAGGCAGAUUUGAUAAUCUCCACAACCGGAUUGAAGCCUAAAGCCUUUUUAUGUGAGUGCAAAGUGUCUUGCCUUGAACAUAUCACAUAAACCCCGACUAUAGUUCGAUUCCGGACCUUUCAGAUAGCAGGCGUUACGAUAUUAUCAGAGAUGAAAAUUGAUCUUUCUGUGUACUCUGUAAAUGUAAACAGAUCUGAUAACAGACCACGGAAAUGGCAAACCAGUACCAGCUUUUCAUGUGCUUGUUCUCCUACGUUCUAUUGACGAUAGCGAACAAAACUGAUCACGGUAACUCCAUGACCAAGAUUGACCUAUACAUCGGUGGCCUGUUUGGUGUCAACGUCAAAAAUGGCGGUUGGAGUACAGCUGGGGUCAUUCCAGCUUUGGAGAUGGCGUUAGAACAUGUGAACAGCGAUCCUGGCAUAUUGGUGAACUAUCAGUUGAAAUACGUGUGGAAUGAUUCCAGGGUAUGUUCUCAGUGCAGGAGUAGAGUUAUAAAACUGUUUAUUUUUUUUUUGAAAAGUAAACAGAUAAUUUCAGAAUCGAUUAAUGCAUCUUAUAGAAAGGAAAACAAGAUAAAAAGACGAAAGAAAGAAAGUAACGAAACAGAAAUGUUUUGGCUUCUCUCUGUUGUGUAAUUGCUACAUAUGAAUCUUAAAUUAGAGACUACCACUCUGGUUCGAUUCAGCGCACGGGGCGCUUCUUCAAGUUACUUUUUGUACCUCAAGAGAGGGCACUCAUUAGAAACUGGGCGCUUAUUAAGGACAGGGUGCUUGUUUGUUCAUUUGAAAAAAAAAAAAUUAAGUAGACUGGAAAACGGACAUUUUGUCUCUGAAUCUUCCUUGGCUAGACCGACCAGCCAAGCAAUCGCCUCAAAUUUUAAGACGAGAUCAUUCGUUUAAAGGAACUGUGCACUAACGUGGACAUAAAAGUUGAGAGACUGGCACGUAGACCGCUGUUUUUGUGAUAACGCCGGGUUGUGGCAUUUUGAAAUAACUUGCGCAUUUUGUACUAAAUAUUGCAGCAGUUUAUCAUGAAGGCGACCUACGCUUUUCGUAAUAAGGGCUGGAGCAUUUUGUAAUAAUCGUCUGUGUACACAAAUUUUAACAUCACCCGGUGAUGCGUCAAGUUGACACAAAUUUCAGUGAUAUCAACUUUGUCACAAAAACAUGCAAACAAAUAAGAAAAAAUGGUAUCACUGAAUCAGUGACGAGGCACAAAAUGGGUAGGUUAUUACAAAAUGCGUCGUUAUUACAAAUGCCGCGGAACACAUGGGUUUUCAUCACAUUUUUGUUUGAAGUUGGUUUUGCUUUCGUUAAGAUUAGAAAGCUAUAAGAAGAUUUGGAAUUCUAUUAGAAUUAUUUCAUUCAAUUGAUCAGUAAGUUUAAUUCAGAAAUUUGAUCCUUUUUCAAGUGCGAAAGUGGCGCCGGAAUUCGAGCGAUGCUGGGGUUAAUUAACACACAGCCUCACAAGAUUGUAUUCUUGGGUCCCGGAUGUUCGUUAGCGACCGAACCUAUUGCAGAGGCCGCGCUGUAUUGGCAAGCAGUGCAGGUGACUUACUGUCAUUUACAUAUUUAUGACGCUUUUUUUUAAGCAAAGUCAGGAACCAAAUAUUUUGCUCUAAGCUGAUGUAGACGGACCUGACUUGCUUAAUGAAAAAAAAUACGAUAAUAACAAUAUUAGUGACUAUUAUCAUUAUCAUCAUUAUUACUGCUAUUACUAUUAUUGACGACUUCUUUGCUAUAUAUACUUUGUUUGAUUGGUUUUGUUCUGUUUUGUUUUGUUUGUUUUUUAGAUUGGUUACAGCGCAUCAUCACCUCAGUUUUCAAACAAAGAGAAGUAUCCUUUAUACUUCAGAACCGCCACUUCUGAAACAAUGGAAAACCCAGCUAGAGUCGCGCUGUUAAAACAUUUUAAGUGGAAAAGAGUCGCCCUCCUUGUGGAAAACUUCGAUAUUUUUGCUACAGUAAGAAUUGCCGGAUUAUUAUAACUAUGCAUGAACAUGUCAGUUCAUCUCUGAAACGUGAUGGAGUUAAUAUUCCAACAAAAAGCUAAUACAAUUAAAUUAAAGUCACAAAUCUACAAUCAACAGACAAAAGUACGUCAUCUUUAAACAUGUGAUUCUCUUACCCGAUAGAACUCGCCAAACCCUUGCAUUAAAAUAUUAAUUUUUUAAUAGACAAAAGAACAUCUCAUUCCCAUGUUAGAGGAAUCAAACAUCACCGUUAUUGCGGCAGAAACCUUCAUAGAGGACCCGUCUUCAUCAGUCAAAAAUUUACUGAAGGUAAAGAGUAAAUCUAUACUUCACAUUUAAUUGUCUAUCUUUCAACUUGCUACUGUUAUACCCAAGUUCUUCAAACGCCGAAUAGCGCUAAGCCAGGGUAGGGCUUUAAUCCGGGAUUUUUUUUCCUUUAUUAAAAAACUUUAGUGGGAUAGUUUACUUUUUCUUUUUCGAACAUCCAAUUACCAAAUUGUGGACAAAAAAAAUUAUACUGAAUUUUCUUUUAAAGCUUUGAGAUCUGAUAUCAGAUUUCACACUAACCCUGCAUGAAUUAUCUGAAUCCAGGAUUAAACAACUCGGCUAUGUAGACCGGUUGUUCGAAAGGGGAUUAACGCAAAUGUAGGAUUAAAAGUUAACCCAGACUUUAAAUUCUCAAUUAGAAGAGCACGUACAAAGGCUAAGGUUUUGUUAUGUUUGGUCUCAACACGACUCGAAACUAACGGAAAAAGAAGCUAAAAACAAAAGAAAAAUCCCCUUGCAAAGCUAUAAAACUGAAUUAAAAUUUAUACAAACCCCUGGUUAGGUUCAUUGUGUUUGUACAACCCGACCCAGAUGAAAGUUCAUAGAGUAACAUUCGGUCAAUUGGACCGACUAGCCGCUAAACAUAAUUGAUCAGCGAGAUGAUGAAUUUUGAAAAUAUUACAUAGAAAGUAAUGGGAAUGAUGUUCCAUUAGUGAUCAAGUUAUUACUGGUAUCUAGGGGAAAGAUGCCAGAAUAAUCAUUGGAUUGAUGUACGAGGACAUGUUUAAAAAGGCUAUGUGCACUGUGAGUAUUGAAUUUGGCGAGAUUAAACAUUUUUCCAACUACCACUGACUACUGCUAACGUUCCUGCUGAUCCUAAGGCUCUCUACGUCCUUUUUGUGCCACGUAGUGGUCAAGGGUUAGUGUUGAAGCCUUGAAGUCCAGAACUGUCUGGCCAAACUGAUUUCACAAAUACAUAUUCCUCCUGAGCUCACCCACUCCCUCACUCCUUAUGAACUUAACAACCUGUCUUCUCUUGCUUGCACACAUCGAAGACAACAUCAAGGUGCAACUGUAAGGAGUAUGUGUGAACUUUUCCUUCUCUAGAAUUCGUUUAAAUUUUUGUGUAAGACAUGUCAAAACUAAUGGUAUAAUAGGUAUGCAGCCAACUCCUAAAUCUCAUAUGGAAGGAUUACCUGUUAUCCACAAUUGGCAAAAUAAAUAGACAGCUGCUUAAAAAAAUAACUUUCCGUAACAUUCAUUUGAAAUGAAUGCAUGAUAUUUUCUCACAGGCCUACAAGCAAGGGCUCUUUGGAAACAAGUAUGUUUGGAUAAUAGUUGGAUGGUACUUGGAGGACUGGUGGACAAAAACAGAUGAAGAGUGUACAGGAGAGAAUUUGCUUAAAGCUGCUAGUAACUUGAUAUUAACGUCUCCAUUACGUCUCAGUAAUUCACCACAACCCACAAUAUCGAAUAAGGUUAGAAAUGUUUAUGUUUCUUCUCAGGUCCAGUCUUGUCCAAAACAAUGUACUGCUGUUCUGUAUCAAAAACAAAAAGAUUUAGACACGCGGAUCUGAAAUGUUCUGAAUCCUACGUUGAACAUUUGUUAUUCCAAUAAAAAAGGCUUUGCUAUGAAGGAACAGCCAUGGCAGAGAUGUAAACUCACAGUAAUGACAAAUUAUCAUUUUUAGCAUGAAUGAAAUAAUGCAUCUUUGUCUUCUAUUAGUUCCAGCAUUAAGGAAAUACGUGCUGAUAAUUGAGCAAACGCCAAUAAUUCUUUCUUUAUCUCCUAUUUUCAGACAGCACAACAGCUCAAUUCAACUUACGAGGAAAGAUGUCGGCAUUCCAAUUUUACCUCUCAUGAGUACGCAGGUUUCACUUAUGACGCCGUAUGGACCAUCGCUCUUAUGUUGGACAAAUCCAUACCCCUACUUGGGGAAAAGAACAAAACUUUUGAAACCAUCAAAUACGGUGAUAAAGAAACAGCUGAGAUCAUGAAAGAUAUUCUGUUCCGGACAAACUUCACGGGAAUGUCGGUAGGGUAACCAAUUCUUCUUCCUCUUUGGACCUCAAAGUCUCUUUCCUUUUUCACCAAUGUUAAAAAAAGAGAAAGAAAGAAAAAGUGUAUCCAGCUACCGCUAAUUUUUCAAAUGCAGGUCAACAGUUUUAUGGGUUUUUACCAUGGUAUAGUGAAAUAAGUUUUGCUGUACCUUUUUAAGGGUCACGUGUCGUUUGAUCGAUAUGGAGAUAGGCAAACAGUUGUGCUAAUUACUCAGAAGACAGGUAAGAGGAAUUUUUGUUUGUUUGUUUGUUUCUGGAAGUUUCACCUCAUUGCAAGCUCCGGCCUAUAAAAUAAAACAAGUUCGCCUCCACCUUUACCAGCUCGCAGUUGAAAUUGUAUUAAUUGUAUACGGAAAAGCUAUGUAAAAAUCCGGCCUUAAAAAGAUUAUGAAUAGGACGAUAUGUAUGUUAUUCACACGCCGGGAGGUCCCCAUAGGGAAAAACUGAGCCCGAGGUCCAAAGUACCGCCCGAGGGCGUAAGCCGAGGGUGGUACUCAAUACAGAGGCAAGGAAGGUAGGGAUGUACUCAGCGACUCACGAAAGGAUUACCGUGCCCGUGGGCAGAGAUAGGAAAAUCCGAACCGUACUGAAUCAAUACCAAUCAGAUUGCAGGAUUCGUUACCAUGCCCUCUAAGAAAAAAAAUAAUCAUACUUAUUAGAACGUUUCGGUAUUUCUUCAGGAGACAGUAAGAGAUUGGUCGCUACAAUGGAUGUUCGUGAUGGGAAACUGCAACUAUAUGGUGUUGGUUUUGAAUGGGCAGGUGAGACAAGCAUGUAGUUCAAUGUACAUUUGAUUUUAUGCAUUUCAGAGAUUGGGAACUUCCUUCGUAUGAUGAACUCUGACGAUAGGUAAGAUACGAGGUUGAGCUUGUGAAUUUUAGCGGCCUACUUGAUUUUCAGGCUUUCACCGGUUUCUUUUAUAAAGGAGAUCAAAACUCUUCGGGAUAGCUUUUGAAAACAUAUCCUACAUCCAAAUAUAUUACAAGAGACUACUCUUUGCCAAUUAAGAUGUAUACAGAAACCCUUCAUCAUUUUUCUGGGUUAGAGGGGGAGAAUUCAGGUUUAGUCAAAUUGCGUUACGCUUCUCAAGAAUUUCAACCUCCAUUGUAAGUUUUUUUCCAAUGAAUAAAGCAUAAUAAUAGAAACAGACUCUCGCUUACACUGCCUCCUUCCACCAGUUAUCAUUGUGACACUUGUACUGCAGAUAGGCUCAUUUGAAAUCUCUUACAAAGUCUUCUCUGCCUUUUCACCCGCAGGUGGUCGUGUUCCAGUAGAUGGUGUAAAAAUCACUCAAAAGAUUUAUCAUGAGGGUAUAAAGACGACUGUUUCGUUCUACGUUUUGGCCUCAUCCGGUAUACUGCUUUGUUUGUUCUGUCUGCUGUUCAACUUCAAAUAUAGAAAUCACAGGUAAUUUGAAGCUCUAAGGACAUUAAGCGAAAUUCCCGCUAGCAUUUUGCACAAUUUGAGUUGGUUACCGAAACAAUGGCGUUCCCCCUUUAUAGUCCUGCUUCUAUCAAUUGGAACGCCAAGGGCGGGUUUUGAAUGAAACCACUGGCUUGGUCCUGAAGAGAAUUUGAACCAUUUUGCCUAAAAAUUCUAACAGUUUAAUCAACAUUAUCUCUUUUUCGAUGGGACCAUUUUCUGAAAGGAAUCGAAAACUGUGCUGCGCAUACUGAUCAUAGAAAAGUGAAGUGUCUCGAGCCACCUCAUAACAGCCUUUCAAGUAGAUUUUUGGUUUCCAUUUUUGUUAAGAGUAUGACUUAACAUGAAAUUAUUGUCAUUCAGUCUACUGUAAGAUGCAUGGACCAAUAUGUUACAGUUAAAUGCUACUUUAAAUUCUACAUUUAAAAUAUUGGCUAUUUGAAUCGAUUGAAACUGAGAGGUUGUAGAGGGAAAGGUAUUCAAACGUUUACCUCACAGGUAGAUGAAAUUCAUUUAAAAAGAUGAAAGUAUACACCCUAAUUUUGGUUUGGAAAGUCUGAAUAUGUUGAGUUUUGACUUUUUUCUUUCUGCAGUUUUAUAAGAAUGUCAUCUCCGAAUUUCAACAACAUUACUGUCAUUGGAUGUAUGUUGGCUUACUUGGAAGUAUUUUUAUCGGCCCACGGUAGUUCUGGUUCAGCGGAACACUUGAACCAUGCUUUCCUUUGCAAUGUAAGAAGUGUUUGUAGCAAGUCAAGAUUGAAAAACUCUUCUUUUUCUAAGAAAUUAUAUCUUCCCCUUGAGUUUUCUGUACCUUUGAUAGCCUAAUUAAAGGGAUUUUCCAGUAUUUACUCAAUAAGACUGUGUUUUAUGACACUAACUUAACUAAAAUAAUUGACGAUAAUAAGUUGAUAAAAUAAAUCUAGGUUUUUUAGAUACUUCAAGAGGAUUUGAAAUACAUGCUGUUUUCUUGGUUGUUUGAUGAUAUCCCUAAACAAUUUUAGUAAAUUUUAAUGAGAACUUGUAACCAAAUGCAAAGUAGCUGACGAUCUAAAGUUACAAGCAGUAUGAGAUGUGCCAUUUCUUAAAAGUAAUUACUUGUUGGCAUAGCUUGUCGUGUCUUGUUCCUGGUAGUAAUUUUUUAAAAAUAUUGUCGGAUAACGCUUUGCUUUUUUAAUCUUUAGGUUACUGCCUGGCUUCUGACCACCAGUUUUACCUUCGCCUUUGGUGGCAUUUUUGUUAAAACCUGGAGAGUUUACAAAAUAUUUACCAACUAUCAAUUGAAAAAGGAGGUGAGGAAAGGUUAUUCCUGUUUUGUAAUAAGGAUAGACUUGAAGCAGGCGUCAGCUAAUAUUUUUCUUUUAAAUUUUAAUUAGAUCCGCAAUUUGAGUAGUACUAGUCUACUCGCAGUACUGAUGGCCGGUUGGUUUAUAGACGUCAUCUUCCUGUCAACUUGGACAUCUAUUGACCCUUUGACGACGAAAUUCGUGAACAUUUUCAAAACGGUAAAUAUUUAACAACAGUAUUAGUGACACACUCGGCCGUGCCUCGUGUGCCACUUUUUUGUUCUUACCACAUUUUGACGUCAUCUGUGAUCUAUUACUGAACAGACGCACGGCAACUUAGAAUCUAUUUGUUUUGUAUAAUAAAGAAUAAAAAAAAGUUUUAAUGACGUCAUCUACACGUCUGUCCUCCAAUAGAUCAUAAGUGAGAAGUAAAUAUUAUAUAAAGUCUUAUUUUUCGCAAGAGUUGUCAUGGGUAUUGUUCACACAUGCGCUGUGAGAAGUAAUAUUGACGAAGAAGUGCAAUUCUGGAGUUUUUAUUAUGCACUAUCAUCUGGUUUCUGUUGCUGUUCAGUUUAAUUUGUUGUUUCUGGGAACAAAGUAAAGUAAAAAAUAUUUAUCGGUCUCCACUAGCACUCAAAUAUUUAUGUUGACUAACAGAAACUCAUAUUUGAACAUUUGUCACGAGACGAAAUUGUAUUAAAUUUGAACGCCAAAAGCGGCACAAAUGGUGCAGCUGAGUAUUUCCCUGAUGUUCUUACCAAUUUGACCUCUUGUGAUCUAGUACUGUACAGACCCACGACAAAAUGUAAUCUAUUUUUGAAUACGAUAAAAACGCAAAGUGUUAGAAAUUGUAACAUCAUUACGUGUUUGUCCCCCAAUAGAUUAUAAGACAGUACCUAUCAAAAACCGUGUAUCAUUUAGCUUAUUGAAUAAAUUGUGGUAAUCAAGACUUUUAUACGUUGUUACAGGUUGACAAUAAUGACCCUGACCUCGUGGAGGAACUGUUAACCCGUCAGUGUACUUCUCACCAUUAUAAUACCUGGGUGAUGUCUUUGUGCGGACUAAAAGGGAUACUGUUAAUUUUCGGGGUGUUUUUGGCCUGGGAAACCAGAAACGUGCAUUAUCCUUCGCUCAACGAUUCGAAGAGCAUUGGCUUAGCAGUGUACAACAUGUUCAUGUUUUCUUGCUUGGCGAUUGUGGUUGGGUUUGUGGUUUAUCCUCCCCUUGAGACUCUGGUUCAAAGAUCGAUCGUGUUCGUGGCAGCCACGUCGACAGUUGCCCUACUCUUUAUCCCAAAGGUA